CCAGUUUAACUGAGGUUUUUCUGCUGUUUCUCUUUUCCUUAGAAAAACAAUUUGAUCAAAAUCGUUUUUUAAAUGGCAAAUUUGGCAAAAAUUGGCCUUUUCCGAGGCCUAGGCAGAUGUAACACUUUGUCCAGGACGUCACCAGUCUCUUGCCAGUACUGCACGAAAUCCUCCGACGUUGAAACUCACACAGGGCAGAAAUUCGACGCUGACGAUUACAGGAUGGCACGAUUUGUCGACAAGAGUAAAUUAGUCAAUAAGAACUUUGCGAUUGAUCUAAUCGCCAAGGUCCCGCCGACUAAGACGAAGGAUAGGGUCGUCUGGUGCGACGGAGGCAGCGGGCCUGAAGGCCAUCCCAAAGUCUACAUCAAUCUGGACAAGCCUGGGAACCACACUUGCGGCUACUGCGGCCUAAGGUUCACGAAAGAAGGACACCACUGAUUGCGGUUUGAUUUUCAUAGUUGAAUUCUUCUCUUGACAAAAUUGUAAAUUUCUGUUGUUAAAUUAUUAGAGUUAAAACAUUAAAAGAUCAUUAAUAAAAUUUA
Cimex lectularius (bed bug) is the source of this 545-nucleotide messenger RNA. It is a transcript of the gene ND-13A, whose product is annotated as NADH dehydrogenase [ubiquinone] iron-sulfur protein 6, mitochondrial. The coding region runs from base 73 to 441 and encodes 122 amino acids. The record is from RefSeq and is a predicted model, not a curated record. The transcript is spliced from 3 exons. Lineage: Eukaryota; Metazoa; Arthropoda; Insecta; Hemiptera; Cimicidae. Gene Ontology annotation, biological process: mitochondrial electron transport, NADH to ubiquinone.